Anopheles funestus (African malaria mosquito) is the source of this 1108-nucleotide messenger RNA. RefSeq names its product protein lethal(2)k10201. Bases 227 to 973 code for a protein of 248 amino acids. Lineage: Eukaryota; Metazoa; Arthropoda; Insecta; Diptera; Culicidae. The record is from RefSeq and is a predicted model, not a curated record. The transcript has 3 exons.
UUUCAGCGCGCACGAACAUUGCCGAAGUUUGACAGCUUUGACAAAAAGAGACAUCGCCAUACAGAUGGCAUGUCUAUCUCUUUCGCCGGCAUUUUGUAGGAAAGUAAACACACAAAACAAAUGCAUUUUGGUGGAGCUGUAAAUGUAGCGCCUUCCUUAAGAGUUUCCGAAAUAUUCUUAGCUAAAUAGAAAACAGUUGAAAGUGUUACCAAGGUGGAAUACAGCAAUGGAGUUUACUGCUAAAGAAACGGUACUAGCGUUAUUACAACGCUGCGCAGUCGGUGCUCGUGCAAAGGAUGAUGAGUUCUUUCGUGAUGGGAACAUUUACAUCAAACCAUUCGUAAAGCUUGGAGUUUUAAGCGAGUUUCCGAAUGCCGACUCAGAACCGGAAGAUGUUGAGAUAAGUUGCAAUGUUCCCGAUUGUAACUUUUUCUGCCAAUCCGUGGUUGAAUAUGAAUUGCAUUACAAUGCCCAGCAUCGCUAUACGUGUGCACAGUGUAAAAAGUCACUCCCAAAUGCCCAUUUGCUCGAUCUGCACCUUUCCGAAACGCAUGAUUCAUACUUUGCUGCACAAGUGCAAGCAGCCAAUCGUCCGAUGUACGCUUGCUACCUCGAAGAGUGUAAACAUCGAAGCAAAGAUCCCGCAGAGCGUAGAGAUCAUUGCAUACGCGAGCACAAGUUUCCGCACAACUUCCGCUUUGAUAAGCAAACGCACAGUCAACCGAAAUCAAGUAAGGGCUCGAAAACAAGUGUACCAAUGGACACGGAAAGUGUUGCCGCCUGCGCUUCAAACACACCACUAUCGAAGAUCGAGGGCGAAAAAACGAUCGCACCAAAGUGUAGGAAAAAUUUCUCCUUUGGCCAUCCGCAGCAGCGCACGUUUAAAUCGGUAAAAAAGCAAAGCAACAGGUGUGAUAUACUUGAAAGUAACAAAAUGGUGAUCGAUCUGCUGGAAAGUCUUCCACGUGAGUAAAACUCAUGCCUAAACGGACAUAGAUGGUUUAAAAAAAAAGAAGGUGAUUUCUUCUCGCAUUAUGUUUUCGUUGUGGUAGAUACAAUAUAAGUUAAGUAAAGUAAAUGAAAUAAAUAAUAUGAAUUAAAAUUGCAA